CCUCCAAAGUACAAAAAGAACUAGUACUGCUUACAUUCACUUCACUUUUCUUCAUCUCAAAUUUCCUUUGUUGUGUUCCUCACACACAUGAGUGUAGGAACAACAUCGUUUGGGCAUUGUUAUGAUGGAGAACCAGAAUCUUUCUUUGCCACCCCACGUGGACGCAUCUCGACCGUCCCUUGGGUUCCCUUUGGGCACUGUCCUUCUCUUGAUCAUCAUCUUCACCUUCAGUGGCGUCCUCUCUUGCUGCUACCAUUGGGAUAGGGUCCGUUCCUUCCGUCGUUCUUUCUCUCAUUCCGACCCCCAAAUGCCUUCCUCACCCACCAAUUCUAAGCAUUCCAAGGAAUCGAAGGAAAACAGGGGGCAAAGCUUGCCAGUGUUGAUGCCAGGGGAUGAGGUGCCAAAGUUCAUAGCCAUGCCGUGUCCGUGCCAGCCUUCAAGACCAGAAAACAUCGUUGUCACCGUCGAAAUGGAGAAGCAGCCGCCCAAGCCCCCGCAACUACCUGUCCCUUUCUAUUUGUAAUUAGCUAUUGCCAAGGUUCUUCUCCACAACCGCAAUUUUCGGCAAUAUCAAAGAUCGCGAUGUAUCUUCUGAAACCACAAUAUCAUAGAUCACGACAAAUUAAACUUCUGAAACUUAAAUUUAUAAAAUCUUGGCUAGUUGUGCUACUGCUUCUCAUCACAUGUUGUGCUAGUUGCCAUCAUUUGUUGUAAUGUAUAUUCAUUGUUCACCGAGUGUAAGAAAAAAAAAAUUCAAAAUAAGAAUAAGGGAUAGGUAGGGUUGCAGGUCAAUUCGUAGAUUUUGAGGUCCAUUUCAUUUGAUUCAAUCGAUCCUUCUUGUGUAGUAUGUAAACAAUUAAGCAGUUUCUAGAUGGUGGAUAUUGCAUCGGAAACAAAAUCCAAUUUGGUUGGCUCUUCUUGAGUUUGACUUGAAAAAGAAAGUACUAGAUAUUAUUGCACACAGUUGGUUUUU
Messenger RNA from Glycine soja, 973 nucleotides. RefSeq lists its product as uncharacterized. Bases 122 to 523 code for a protein of 133 amino acids. The transcript is spliced from 2 exons. NCBI's taxonomy places the organism in Eukaryota, Viridiplantae, Streptophyta, Magnoliopsida, Fabales, Fabaceae. The record is from RefSeq and is a predicted model, not a curated record.